Molecule: messenger RNA, 1767 nt
Organism: Phytophthora sojae
Lineage: Eukaryota; Oomycota; Peronosporomycetes; Peronosporales; Peronosporaceae
Exons: 5
Coding region: 1-1767 (588 amino acids)
Molecular function (GO): catalytic activity
Source: RefSeq, a predicted model, not a curated record
AUGUCUCCAUGCGAGCUUCCCUGCGUCAUGAAGCUGCUAUGUGCUGUGACCGACUUUGUCUUCUGCACGAACACCUUGAUGUUCGUGCAGAAGACAAAGUCGGCCAGGGCACAUCAAAAGGUUGUGGUUGUUGACGACGUAGUGGCAACGACAGCUUCUGCCAACCCGUCAAUGAAAGGGCUGACGAACUCCAUGGAGAACAUGACGUGGCACUUCUCGGCGAGCGAAAUGCGGCAAGACCAGAAAGAGGCCUUCCAAGAGAUUGAUCGCAAGUGGGUCAAAGAGCAGCUCGAGCGGACCACGCCAGCGGCACAGCUGUCAGCGGCCAUGGCUAGUGAGAGCCCGACGACAGAGGAGAUGCAGCAACUGCCUCUGGACAUGCAGCGUGUUCGCGAGUUCAUGGUCGAGACGGGCAACGCGGUUGACGCGGAGCUGCGCGCUGAUCAAGCCAAAGAGACCAAGAGAAGGAACUACAUCGAGCUCACGAGCGCUCGUCGCUGUGUCGAUUGCAGGGCAGAUCGGAAAAGGGCGUCAGCACCUGGUGUGCGCGGCAUGUCGAGCGAAGAACGUAGCGGACAGAAGGGAAGUGGUGAGCUCGCAAGCGCCCGGCAUGUGCUACGUGUGCUGCAAGGAACCCUGCGCGGUCAAGCCGAACGGGAAGGCCUGUAUGCCUGCUGUAAGGAGUGCCACAAGAAAAAAAUGGACUGUCAGCGGAAGCACGCAGCCGAGCGUGUCGCCAAGAGCUUGAGCGCAGGUCGUCGGUGUCGGGCAGAACUGCAAAAGAAACAUGUAACCUUCGAGGGUGGAUGGUCAAGUGCAGUUCGUCCCGAUGUUGCGUUGAACGGCACGCUGGCGCUAGCUGGAGAGUGUUAUACUAACUCGCGGCAGCGACACCUCCGCUUCAUGCAGAACCGGAAGCUCAUUACGAAAUUUUCGUUCAAGUCUGCGUGCAUUCACGCACUUCCGCUUUCGCCGCCUUCCCCGCAAGCCAACAUGCAGUCCAGCCGUGCUCCACACCAAGGCCUACAAGCCCCACCCCAGCUCAGCCAAGCUCAAGAGCAAGAGCUAUGCCGCCAGCGUGACGCGGAGCCCGAGUGGAGCCUGAUCAGGCUGACGGGGUGGGCUCUUUUCGAGUUCGAUGUCGACAUCGACACCGCCUUCGUCAACGCCGUCGUGGAGCGACACGCUGAGGCUCAGCGGGCGGCCAGGGCUGCGCGUGACAUCGAGGAGGAGGAGAUGGAGAGUUUCAAGCACGCGCUCAAGGCGGAGAUCGCGGCCGACUUCGAGCAGCUCAGGAUCCGACUCGAGUGCUUGGACUGCGGUGUGAAGGACGACCUGACGGAGGAAAUGCUCGAGGCUGUGAAGGACACGGAGGAGCGCCUGACUACCAGGUUCAAGACGGAGUUGGACGCAUUCUUAUACACCUUUGACGGGUACGUGCACGAGCGCUGCAGCAAGUUGGAGGCCAAGGUCGACGCGAACGCGGCUGAGCUGGAGAAGAUGAAGAAGUAUCUGGACCAGGUCCACGCCGCGCUGGUUGGCGCUCAAGGAUCGCUCAAUAACGUCAUGGAAACCGUGAUGGCCAACGCAACGACCGGGAGGUCCCGGAACGAGACGGUGACCGACAAACCAUCCUCGCUACCACCGGCUCAAGCGGUGCCUGUGGAGUCGCAGGACCGCCGCGCCAACGCGAACCACCGGCGACAACGACACCCUCCGCAGCAGCGCAGACACCCCCGCACCAGCAGCAAUACCCCCCAGCAGUGA